GCUAUCAACUUGGCAGUUGCGCACAGUUGCACACGCCCGCAUUCGCCACAGAAUGUACAUCGCCAUCCGAGCCGUCAACUCGGGUUUUCAGCUGCGAACAGCUGUUCAUGUGCCCUUCAGGAAAGUUUGUGAGCGAUGGGCGUAAACCAGUAUUCGUAGUAAUUAUCUUGUAGUAUUUUAUCGCGUGUUUUCAACUUAUCGUUGACAGUGACUUCUUAUAAGCGUCUGAUCUGAAGCAAUGGCCAACAGGUAUCCUUUUUCCCAUCCUCAAACUCGACCAGGUAUGGCCCCAGCAAAUUCCACUGGAUUUCCCACAAUGAACAUGUGGCAGCACCAACCUCAGGCUCCUGGACUAAAUCGCCCUCAACAACUUCAAAUGGCAGAAGAACAAAGGCAGCGAGAAUACCUUAAACAGCAACAGAAAUUAAGGCUUAUGGCUGCUACAACAAAUAAGCCUGUAAAUGCAGAUAAACUGAUCGAAAAUUUAUUAGAAACUAAAGAUAUGUUUAGACCGAGAACUAAUCUUCCACCUACUGCAUCAGCCGCCAUGCCUAAUGUUCAGAUUCCUACACGUCAGAGUGUUCCAGCCCAAGUCUCUGUAUUGGGAACAGGAUCAGCAAGGUCACUGCACUACCCUCAGGCAUAUUCAGCUCUUCCCCAGCACCAUUCAACUGCCCCUCUUUCAAGCACUUCUGAUGCUGGAAGUGGACUUCCGAAGAGAGCACCUCAAGAAAAUAGAGUAGUAUUUCAGUUACCUGCCUGGCUGUCUUCCCAAUCCCCUAGUCUUCCUCCUUUGUAUCGUCAUGUUUGGACACUUGUGGGAAUGGACAAGGGCCUCGUGGAUACUGCGAAAAUUUUUCCCUUACUGCUUACAAGUGGUUUGCCCACAGAUGUGCUUGGUUAUAUAUGGGGUCUUGCCAAUCAAAAAAUUGCUGGGCAGCUGACAGAAGAUGAGCUCUACAUAGUUUUAGCUCUUGUUGGACUGGCGCAGAGUGGUUGUACAUUUAAUAAUCUCAACGUAUUGAAUCUUAUACCCCAAGCACCAAUUCCAAAUUUGAAUCUCGGUUCUUUUCAACCACCUGCCUCGAGAACAGAAGUGUCUGUGCCACCCCCUGUUGAAGACACCUCUCUAGUGCUUGGUCUUGGUAGUUCAGUUAGUAGUGAAUCUCCAACGUCAACUUCCUUUUCUACGUCACUACCUUCAGAAGAAUCAUUUGAUGACUUCAGUGAUUUUCAGAGUGCUGCGUGCCCACAGGAACCCAAGCCCCAAUCAGAUCCUGAGCCUACACAUGACAGUCCGAUACACCUGAAAGAGACCACUUCAUCCACUCCUUCUGUAGCAUUUCAAGGCAUUUCACCAUCGGCAGAUGGCCACAAGUUUCAAAGUAUCUUUUCCCUUGGUAGCAGUAGCAGAGGUAUUGGCAGUAGAUUAGCAAAUCACUCUUUGGGAGCACCUAAGCAAACCAAAAGUCGCCAUCACAAACAUCACCAUCAUCACCACCAUCACCACCACCAUCAUCGUGCUGUCCACGGGUCUUCGGCUCAACAAACUUCGCAGUUACAAGAAAAUGCUGAUCACGGGGGGCAGCAAAGUGCUCAGACAACAUUGCAAGAAGAGGAUGAAUUUUCAGAUUUUCAGCAAGCUAAAGAACCAGUGAUAACCCAGGCAUCAUCUGUAGGUACAGGUGAAAUUUUCCCCAAGUGUUCUGUGAAGACUCCACCCAAGAAACCAUACAUGUUGAAAGAAAGUGCGAUUCGUUCUGACAAAUUAGAAUCAAGUAACAUUUUUGAUAGUCCUGUACAUAUGAAAGUAAAUGUAGUGUGUAGUGAAAAGGAAACCAACACUACUGUCGAUUCUCGAAUGUCCCUUCAGUCAUCAGCUUUUAAUACUAAUGUUAGUCCAGUAAUAUCAACUGACUCACAGCCAGAGCUUCUCUCUGUUGAAGAAGACAAAUAUAGUGCCUUGCGGGCGUUGUCUAUAGCAGACCAAGAGCCAACAGAUUCCAAGGAGGUUGUUCCUGAUGACUUCGGCGAUUUCCUGUCUGCAGAACCAAGUUCUGCAGAAGAUUCGUUUGCAGCAUUAGCAGCAAGAGAUGUAAAACCUGCUGUAAAAGCUGGUGAAGUUGUUUUAGGAACAAAUUCAUUCUGGCCAUCUGCUAGUGUUGAAUCUCACAGUGCAGAAUUUCAGCUUGAUGAUUGGGGAACGUUUGAAAGCACUCCUGAAGUUAGGGUAUCAGCUGGUACAAGUACUUCUAAUGAUUUUUUGAGCACAACCCCAGUUUCAGGCAUAUCUUCUGCAUUGGAAGGGCUAGAUUUGAAGACUGCAGGCAUCGACUUCUCAUGGAAUGCUAUUAGUAAAGGGGGAAUCAAAGAAGUUGAGAAAGGUGCUGUUCUCUUGGAAACUGGUACUGCAUCUCCUGCUCCCAGCACCUCUGCGAGUGACACCUGGAUGGAGCCCAACGACGAAUUUUCCCAAAGCCAAAGUACUUUCAAAGGUUAUGGUUUAACAUUUCUUGGCAAAAUAUAUAACGACCACAACCAAGUAAUCGGCAACCCCAAAAAUGAUUUAUUUGUUUUAGAAAACGAACCACAAGCAGACAAUGGCUCCUUUGUUAUCAAGACAGAAGAGGAUGAUGAAUUUGGAGAGUUCAUUGGACCUGAGGCUUGGCCUGAUGACAGCAAGUUCACUGCAAAGGAGACUGCUUUCGAGGGUCAAGCUGUGUUGAGAGUGAAGGAUGCUACGUGUGAUACGCAAUCUGUUAGCAGCCUAGAGCUACCAGUCUUGAGUCGUCACGGAUCUCUUCCAAGUCUUGAUUUAAAGAUCUUUCCUGGUGGAGCAGACAAGGCUGGAUUGGUGCAACCAUGGGACUGUUCCCCACAGGGUAUAGACCUUCAAAUAAAAGAAUGGUGCCGAUGUUUGCAAAGCUGUCUACAAUUAUUGCAAGCUGCGUUAGCCACAUUUACCAGCAUCUCAAAUGAUUCCAUCAUGGAAGAGGUAGUGACUGCCCACGAAGGCAAAGAAUAUUUACUGAAUUUGCUGGAAGUAUAUGGCAUAUGUAGGAGGGUGAAACAAUCAUCAUCUGGAAUAACAUCGGAUUCAAAACUGGAUUCCGUACUAGCAGAAGUGGACAUGGUAUGGAGCAGCAUGGAACCAUAUUUUACCAAAGCUGAAUUGAAGGUUGCUGAUAUGGAAUUUGGUUGUAAUGCUGUGGAGGGAAGCCAAGAACAAUCUGCUUGUGGAAUUUGCCUUACUAGUGUGGGAAGUGAAAUUGUUCAGAAUAAUCAUAAUAAUAUAUAUCCACUUGAAUACGGCGGUCAAGUGUAUCACGCAGCAUGUGCAAAUCUUUGGGUCAAUUGUGUUGAUUGUAGAUUGCCAGCUCUUGCAUCUACUGGCUCAUUAUUGUAAACACAGUGCCAAAACCCACAUUACCAAUUGUUGUAUUAAUAUAGUAUUUAGAGCAAUACCUAAAUUGUACAUAGAUGGUAAUGAUGUUAAUAUAUGGAAUAUACAGGGCAUUGGACAAAAUGCCUGUUGACACUAUAUCGAAGCCAAUGUGUCUUGUGUUGUGUGAGUGUGGAAUGAGUAGGUGCUGUGUAGCUAGUCAUAUAAUUCCUCAUUUCAUAAACUUUCAUAGUGUGUUUAGAUUUUAAGAUUUUCAAUCUGGAAGAGAUCAUAGAGAUCUGAUCAUAAUAUCAUAUGCAUUAAAAAACACAGGGAGAAAGUGAAAUGAAAGAAGGCAUUAUAUAGACACUGAAAUAAUUAUAAUAAUUGGUUCUGCAAACUUGUGUACAUGGAAUGUUAUUAUGUUAUGUUACAUUGAGUUUUGGUCUGUUCAUUGUUGUAUCAUAGUUAUUUGAUUUUUUCAGUUACAUUUGAAGGGACCAAAAGUCUGUAAAGUCUAGCAGUAUUGUAGAUGCAAUAUAGCCAUUAUUUGUAUAAAUAUUAAUUAUUUAUAUUAUACAUUUGACUUACUGCAUUAAUACUGAAACUCAAUAUGUCAAUAUAAUGCUGUAAAAAACAGAGCAAUAUAAAUAUGUAAUUAUCAUGUUUUGCACAAACCUUGUAUAAGAUGUACUUCUGGAGGUGCAAGGCUGAACUUUGAAUGUGGAUAUAAAAUUUUAUUGUUACUGUACAUGACUAAAGUAAUGUUUGAGAAAACAUUUGUGAUGUAUUGUUUAAA
Gryllus bimaculatus (two-spotted cricket) is the source of this 4181-nucleotide messenger RNA. The record is from the annotation of a GenBank genome assembly. NCBI's taxonomy places the organism in Eukaryota, Metazoa, Arthropoda, Insecta, Orthoptera, Gryllidae.